Messenger RNA from Carya illinoinensis, 1353 nucleotides. RefSeq lists its product as uncharacterized. The coding region runs from base 128 to 1135 and encodes 335 amino acids. Lineage: Eukaryota; Viridiplantae; Streptophyta; Magnoliopsida; Fagales; Juglandaceae. The record is from RefSeq and is a predicted model, not a curated record. The transcript has 3 exons.
UCUCGUUUUCCCCCUCCCAAAGGAACAGGGAAUUGAGAAACAAUAGGCAACGAAAGAAAGAAAGAAAGCUCGAGAGGAGAGAUCAAAAUCCCAAGAUCCAAAAGAUCACCACCCACCUGCCCCCACAAUGAGUGAUCCCGAUAACGGUAACCUUUUAAUUCAUCAAGAACCACCACCCUCUUUGCUACAUAUCCCUGAUAUUGAUCAUGAUUUGCAUGACUCGUUGGAGGCUAACCACUUCGCCUUGCUCCGCCUCAACAGCAACAACAGUUUCAGCUCCAACCCCGACGACCACCUCCACCACCACCACAAUGCUUGCUCCACUUGCGGCUGCACUCGUUCCUUCUCCAAAAAGUCCGUCAAACGCCGCCCUCCCUCCCUUUCUCCUUCUUUCCAAGACUCCCUCACCACCACCAUCCCCUCCGACGACUCCGAACCCACCAAUCCCAAGAAGCUCAUCCUCGACCAAGACUACCUCACCCUCCUCGGCUUCUCCAAGCUCUCCCUACCCCCCUCCGCUCCUGCCCUAACCCAACCUCCUUCUCUGCCCCUGUUCCACCCUGUUAUCUGUCGCUCCGCUUCUGACCCUUUCAACUCCCCCUCCAAGAAUGCUGUCGUCCAGCCUCGGAUGGAUUCCCUUGCUGCUGAGUCAGGUUUCCCCGUCGUCAACUCGAACCCUCAUUCGCCGGAGAAUGCCAGGAAUGGUGUCAUCCAGGUCACACCGCCGUCGAAUUCCGGGUUGCCUCCUCUUCCUCCGACUCUGCGUAGGUCGAUUUCGGACCCGACUCCGUCGCCGGCGAAGACCCACUCAUGGUCCUCGAGCUCUGGGGAUGCAACCGUGGGUUUGAGCAAAAAGAAGACCCCCAACUCCAAGAAGAGGCUGAGAAGGAUGAAGGAUCGCAUGAAUGAGAUGAGCAAGUGGUGUGAGCAGGUAAUCCGUGAACAACAAGAAGAAGAAGAUGGAGGCGCUGAAUAUAAUAAUGCCUCAGCAAAGGAUGAUCCUUUGCCAGAUUUUGAAGAAUCUGUGUUCGUGGAGAGGGUGGGGGAGGGCCUAACCGUUCGUUUCAAGUGUCCCUGUGGCAAAGGCUAUCAGAUUCUUCUCUCUGGAAGAGACUGUUACUACAAGCUCAUGUAGAUUGAGCAGGCAUUAGGCCUGGCCCAAAAGGAGGAUACUUACUACUGUGAAAACAUAGUUACUAAUCAUGCAUGGGUAUGAUUUUCUUUUUUGAAAUAUUUUAGAUUCUUUGCUUGAUGUCUGUUCAAUCUACAUCAAUCACAGUGCCUGACAAUCUCAGGUUCGUCAAUUCUUUUUUGGAUUCUUCUAGUCUCACAUUUUCAGAUAAGUACUCAUUA